Messenger RNA from Dioscorea cayenensis subsp. rotundata (Guinea yam), 1264 nucleotides. RefSeq names its product aquaporin PIP2-1. The record is from RefSeq and is a predicted model, not a curated record. NCBI's taxonomy places the organism in Eukaryota, Viridiplantae, Streptophyta, Magnoliopsida, Dioscoreales, Dioscoreaceae. Bases 95 to 946 code for a protein of 283 amino acids. Gene Ontology annotation, molecular function: water channel activity. Gene Ontology annotation, biological process: transmembrane transport. The transcript has 4 exons. Gene Ontology annotation, cellular component: plasma membrane.
CUUCUUCUCCAUCGCCACAAGGUAUUAAGCAAACAGAGUUUACUAACCACUAGUUCCAGUGACUCAAAGCUAGAGAAAAAGAGAGAGAGAGUUAAUGGCGAAGGAUGUGGAAGGUGAGUUUACAGCGAAGGACUACACUGACCCACCGCCGGCGCCGUUGAUCGACGUGGAGGAGUUGGGUAAAUGGUCAUUUUACAGAGCUGUUAUAGCUGAGUUCAUAGCAACGUUACUGUUUUUGUACAUAACUGUGGCGACGGUGAUCGGUUACAAGCAUAUGUCCGAUACCAACCUCGGCAACCCUGACGCCGCCUGCAGCGGUGUCGGUAUCCUCGGCAUCGCAUGGGCUUUUGGUGGCAUGAUCUUCAUCCUUGUUUACUGCACUGCCGGCAUCUCCGGAGGGCAUAUAAACCCGGCAGUGACGUUCGGGUUGUUUCUAGCUCGGAAGGUGUCACUGGUACGAGCGUUGUUGUACAUGAUUGCUCAGUGUUUGGGUGCUAUUUGUGGUGUUGGUCUUGUUAAAGCAUUCCAAAAGGCCUUUUACGUCCAUUACGGCGGCGGUGCCAACACGCUCGCCUCAGGCUACUCUCGUGGCACCGGCCUCGGCGCUGAAAUCAUCGGCACUUUUGUUCUUGUGUACACUGUCUUCUCCGCCACUGACCCUAAACGCAACGCUCGUGACUCUCAUGUCCCUGUUUUGGCUCCUCUACCAAUUGGAUUUGCAGUUUUUAUGGUCCACCUUGCUACCAUUCCCAUCACUGGCACUGGCAUCAACCCUGCCAGAAGCUUUGGUGCUGCUGUCAUUUACAACAAAGACAAAGCUUGGGAUGAUCAGUGGAUCUUCUGGGUAGGACCAUUCAUUGGUGCUGCAAUUGCUGCAAUAUAUUAUCAGUUUGUUCUCAGAGCUGGUGCAGUGAAGGCUCUUGGCUCAUUCAGGAGCAAUGCUUGAUUCAGAGAUUAUUAUUAUUAUCACUAAAUCUCUUCUUCUUCUUCUUCUUCUUCUUCUUCAUGUACCAGUGUUUGUUACUCUGCUUUAAUAAGAUCUGUCAUCUGGCUUGGAAUUGUAGAUAUCUGGGCUUAAUCUCUUCUUCCUUCUUCUCAUCAUGCAUCCAUCGCUGGCCUUGUUUUUAUUUUUAUUUUUCCUUUUUUCCUUUUUUGUUUUUCAAUUUUCAUUCCAAUGCUGUAUUUCAAGUUUCUCCUUGUAUGAUGUAAUAUUGAACAUCAUCAUGUUUAUGGUCUAUUGUUAUUACAUGUCACUUUCACUUCA